AUGAGGAGACGGCAAACGACCGCUGCACCUGAACAAUCGCAUGGACAAGAAGAGACAGCCAAGUUAACGACGGCUCAUGAGUUGCACAAUGGUGAUCGCAGCACGUCUGAUUCAGCUCUUCAAGAUCUCCGUCAACAACAAGGGGACAAAGUGUUGCGACGACAUGAGAGCAGCAGCGAGUUACCCGAAGAUAUCUUGGCGGAUAGUCAGUUAUACAAGAUGGAUACACGACCUUUUUGGAAGCGUAAACGGUUUCACUUUAUUGUUGGUGUCUCUGUGGGUGCGUUGGCCAUGUUAGGCGCCGCUUCCACGACCCCGACCGCUCAGACUCACUUUAACGAAUUACAAACGUAUCUCGCUUUGCAAUUGGCUGAUCUCGAUCUGGGAGGUGCAACGGAUAUUGUGGAUGAACUCUUUGGCAAUGUGACAACGUACCUGAAACCAUCUCCUACAAGCGAUAUUCCAUUCAUGCCCGCUCUAUCACUCAAAGAGGAGAUGCAACUUGAACCCCAUUUCCCAGUCGUCCUAAUCCCAGGCAUCAUCUCAUCGGGUCUUGAAAGCUGGGGCACAUCCGAAAAGAGUCAAAAAUACUUUCGAAAACGCAUGUGGGGCACAACCACCAUGUUUCGAUCGGUGCUACUGGAUAAGGAAAGUUGGACACAGCAUGUCAAAUUGGAUCCUGUAACCGGAUUGGAUCCACCCGGUGUCAAGAUCAGAGCAGCUCAAGGUCUCGAUGCAGCUGAUUACUUUGUCACAGGCUAUUGGGUAUGGGCAAGGAUCAUUGAAAACUUGGCUGCUAUCGGAUACGACACCAACAACAUGCACCUUGCAAGCUAUGAUUGGAGACUCUCAUUUUCGAAUCUGGAGGUCCGGGACAAGUACUUUACCAAGCUCAAGGCUACCAUUGAGACCUCCAAAUUGACACAUGGGCGCAAAACAGUGAUCAUUUCACAUUCAAUGGGCUCGGUUCUGUUUCCCUAUUUCUUAAAGUGGGUUGAAAGUCCAUUGGGUGCCAAUGCAGGAAGUGCGUGGACUGAAGAGCACAUUGAAUCCUUUGUGAAUAUCGCUGGACCCAUGAUGGGUGUACCAAAGGCCAUCACGGCCAUGUUAUCAGGUGAAACACGUGACACAAUGGCUCUUGGUAGUUUUGGUGCCUAUCUUUUGGAAAAGUUCUUUUCUCGACGUGAACGAUCGUCGCUUAUGCGAUCAUGGGCUGGUGGUGCAUCCAUGUUACCCAAAGGAGGUGAUUUAAUUUGGGGUACAGCCGAAUCUUCCCCUGAUGAUCCCAUUCAUGGUCUCCAAGGUCGUCCCUCUUAUGGAAGUUUGUUGACAUUUGCUGGUACCGACAAUGCCAAUGAGAGCAAUGAAAUCAACCGUGAAAAGUUUUCAGCAGCUUCAUCCAUCGACUUGCUACAUGAAAACACGCCCGAGGAAUUCCAUACCAUGUUACGCACCAAUUAUUCAUAUGGCAUCACCACAUCCAAGGCACAAUUGAAACGCAAUGAUCAUGAUCCAACAAAGUGGAGCAAUUCCAUUGAGUCAAAGCUUCCCAAUGCACCCAGCAUGAAAAUCUAUUGCAUGUACGGCGUUGGCCUUCCGACCGAAAGAAGCUACUAUUAUGCCAGAUCAUCUCAAGAACAGGGCGCUGUAUGCGAGGAAAAUGAUACCUCUUGUCAUGAAGUAGGCGAUGAUGCCUAUGAUAAGGCACGUGACCUGGCAGAAUCGUUAUCAAGCACAGCUAUGGACAUCUUACAACCACCCGAAUUGUACAUUGAUCCUACAGCACAUGAUCCAGACAAUGGGGUUGAGACCGGCGUACGAUUUUCUGAUGGUGAUGGCACGGUGCCUAUCCUUUCAUUAGGUUAUAUGUGUGCACCUUCCGGUGGUUGGAGAAAACAUGCCGACUUGUAUAAUCCUGGACACAGCCCUGUUGUUUUAAGAGAGUACAUGAAUGAAGAAAGCGAAAGUCGCCUCGACGUACGUGGUGGAAGGAAAGCUGGUGAUCACGUGGAUAUUCUAGGCAAUUGGGAUCUCAUGACCGAUAUACUACAAAUUGUGUCUAACAAAGGCAACAAUGUCACCGAGCGUAUCUUAUCUGACAUUGAACGAUAUGCUUCAAACAUCCCACUCUCCCCAUCAUCUUAA
Messenger RNA from Lichtheimia ornata, 2145 nucleotides. RefSeq lists its product as uncharacterized. The coding region runs from base 1 to 2145 and encodes 714 amino acids. Gene Ontology annotation, molecular function: phospholipid:diacylglycerol acyltransferase activity. Gene Ontology annotation, biological process: triglyceride biosynthetic process; lipid storage. The transcript has 11 exons. Gene Ontology annotation, cellular component: cytoplasm; perinuclear endoplasmic reticulum. NCBI's taxonomy places the organism in Eukaryota, Fungi, Mucoromycota, Mucoromycetes, Mucorales, Lichtheimiaceae. The record is from RefSeq and is a predicted model, not a curated record.